Clonostachys rhizophaga is the source of this 1872-nucleotide messenger RNA. The record is from the annotation of a GenBank genome assembly. Lineage: Eukaryota; Fungi; Ascomycota; Sordariomycetes; Hypocreales; Bionectriaceae.
AUGACUGUACCUGAGUCUACUACUGAUGUGGUAGUCAUUGGAGCAGGGCCAUCAGGUCUCAUGGCAGCCUUGUGGUUAGCGCGGUGCGGUGUGAAAGCACGCAUCAUCGACACGCGCGCCACAAAGGUGUUUAGAGGCCACGCUGAUGGAAUGCAGACUGGAACCCUGGACAUCUUUGACUCGUUUGGCAUUGGAGAAGACCUCUACAAGAACGCCGCCCAGGCGGUGGAGAUGACAUUCUGGGCUGGUGGCAAGGACUUACCCUUGAAGCGCGUCGCUCGCUUUCCAAAGUGGUAUCCUGAACUAGGCCAGUACCGUUUGAUUCACACUAGCCAAGGCAAUACGGAGCGGGCCCUGCUCGAUGGCAUCAAAGCCUUCAACGGACCCGAGGUUGAACGGGGAGUCACAGCGGCAGCUAUUGACAUCGACGAAUCGAAGAUAGGUGAUGCUCAGGCUCACGCCAUAAAGUUGACGGUUCGGCAUCUCACCGAGGAAGAAUUGACUGCCUCUUCAAAAAAUGAUACCGUACCACAGCCUGGGGAUUUCAACUACAACCCGGCAGACGAGCCAUAUCUGAAGCGCAAAGCUUCCGGCAAAGAAGGGACCACUGAAGUUAUCCACGCGAAGUUUGUCAUUGGCACCGAUGGAAGCCGAAGCUGGACUCGCAACGCGUUGGGGUUCGAAUUUCUCGGAGAUGAUGCUGGGGACGAGAGUGUUGCAGGCAUCCUGGACUGCGUCGCGACUUCAAACUUUCCGGACUUUCAUGUUCAAACAAUGAUCGCCAAAGACGGGCAUGGAUGUGGAUUCGUACCCAGGGAGAAUGGGUUGACACGCAUUGCAGCCCCUGUCGCCAACAGGGCAGACGCGACUCCAGAAUCUAUCAUCAACUCAUUGAAGGAAAUCAUCUCUCCUUACGAGAUCAAUGUCACCAUGAUUGAUUGGUACGGAGUAUUUGGUACCCGCCACCGAGUCUCAAGCUCUUCUUCCAAGCACUCGCGUGUCUUUCUCGCUGGAGACGCGCUGCAUAUCCAUUCACCCAGAGCCGGGAUUGGUAUGAACUUCAGCAUUCAAGACUCGUACAACCUCGGGUGGAAAAUCGCCCAUGUUGUCAAGGGAAUCUCUCCACUGCAUAUUCUCAAGACAUAUGACGAAGAGCGCGGGUUGACAACCAAACAGCUCAUUGCUUUCGAUAAAGCUCUAUCGGAGCAAGCGCCCUUGGGAGGAAACUUUUCGGUCAAGGGAACCCGUCAAGGGCUACAAGACGGUCUUCCAUUCACGAGCACCACAGCAAUCGAGUACGAGGGUGGACCGUUUGUCGCUAAGGGGGGUAACUCGAUUACUUCCAAGCAGCAUUUGGCUCCUGGUAUAAUCGUGGGCAGGCGCAUCCCCUCGCAGACGGUCGAGAAGCAUGCUAACGGAGAACCGCAUGACUUUGGAAAAUCCUUUCCUAGUGAUGGUCGGUACCGCAUUGUUAUCUUCGCCGGCGAUAUAUCGCGGCCGGAGCAGCUACGCCGUGUGGAACGUCUGAGCCAGGUGCUCGAGCUCCCUGAAGCCUUUCUCCGACGAUUUAACGGACAAGGCAUCGCGCAGGAUGUGUUUGAAACCCUCGUCCUACACACUGCGAGCAGGGAUCAGGUCGAGAUCGCUGACCUGCCUGCGUUCCUCUUCAAGAAUGCCGAUCCUGUGAAUCAGGUGUUUGUUGACAACGAUGAUUCAAAGACCUGGACAUUAAGUGAAGCGUAUAGCAAGUAUGGGAUAAACCGAGAUAGAGGAUGUCUUGUGCUAGUCCGGCCUGAUAGGUAUACUAUGUAUAUUGGCGAGUUGGAGGAUGCUACCGAGCUGAUUAAACUGAUGUCCUCAGUCUUGAUUUGA